Phycodurus eques (leafy seadragon) is the source of this 1474-nucleotide messenger RNA. It is a transcript of the gene mrm1, whose product is annotated as mitochondrial rRNA methyltransferase 1 homolog (S. cerevisiae). Lineage: Eukaryota; Metazoa; Chordata; Actinopteri; Syngnathiformes; Syngnathidae. Gene Ontology annotation, molecular function: RNA methyltransferase activity; RNA binding. The transcript has a single exon. The record is from RefSeq and is a predicted model, not a curated record. Gene Ontology annotation, biological process: rRNA methylation. Bases 157 to 1206 code for a protein of 349 amino acids. Gene Ontology annotation, cellular component: mitochondrion.
GUUACUACUGCUUUUGUCUGCGUUUUGGUUUUAAAGCAUGAUGAAGAGUUUUUCAGCUGAUAUUUGAAGAAUUGUGCACUAUUUAAUGUUUCGAUAUUUAACUGACUCGUCGUUGAAUAGCUGAGAUCAGUUACUCUUUACAAGUCCAGCACUAGUAUGAGUUUAUUCAAUUCAACUUCGAAGCAUAGGUUGCUCUUUAUUCGAAUGUGGAGAUUUCCAAAGGCUGUGGACUGCCACCAGCACAACAGAGUGAACAACACCAGGAGGUCCAGCAAGUCUAAAGUGUCAGGAGUAAGACAGCCAGAUGGGAAAGCAUCACCAAAUAAACUUCAGAAUCCGGGACGAGUUUCAUCAGAGCUUCAGAAGCUGGCCCAUGAGGACUUCUCGUCAGAGUGGGAGAGGCCUGCGAUACUCAAGCCAUCCGUGGAGUCUUCAGACCAGCAUGAGAUUGUCUUUGGCGUCGCUCCUUGUCUCCUGGCUCUCACUCAGGCUCGCCGAAAGCCCUUUAAGCUGUUUGUGAAAGACGGCGAGGCCGCGCACAGGUCCUCGCUCCUCAAGGUGUGCGAGGAGGCAAACCAGCGACAAGUUCCCAUCCAGCGUGUCAGUAAGAAAGACUUGGAUAGGAUGUGUUUAGGUCGGGUUCAUCAAGGUGUUUGCCUGCGAGCCACCCCAUUGAGCUACCUGACCGAAGACUCGGCCUCGAGUUCAAUCUCCACACCUCUCUGGCUAGUUCUGGACGGGAUUCAAGACCCGAUGAAUCUCGGAGCUAUCUUGCGCUCAGCCUAUUUCCUCGGCGUGGACCGAGUGGCCAGCAGCGUCCACCGCAGCUGCCCUCUGACCCCGGUGGUAAGCAAGGCCAGCGCUGGCAUCAUGGAGGUGAUGAAUGUGUAUGGCUACGAAGACCUGGCGGACAUGGUCCGGGUCAAGGCGGCACAUGGCUGGCAGGUGGUCGGCACGGUGGCGGCCGAGGUGCGGGAAUCUGGCCUCCCCGUCACGCCGUGUUCGGACUUCCGGAUGACCACGCCCACGCUGUUGCUGAUUGGAGGGGAGGGUGACGGAUUGUCCCGGAAGCUACUGAAUUUGUGUCAAACGCUUGUGACCAUUCCACCGGGGAGACAGCUGCUGCCUGGCGUCGAGUCGCUCAACGCGUCCGUGGCCACCGGCAUCCUGCUGCACUCGCUGCUGGCCUCCACCAGGCUCACCUGAUGCGCCAACAUUUCUAAUUGCGUGGAAAUGGAAUGUACGUAGAACAGUGGUGGGCAAACCUUUGUGCUCAAGGGCCACAUUUCGAAAACUGACAGAUGGGCUGUGUUGACAUGGGCCUUUUAAGGGAGGUGUCGCCUGGUGAGUGUCAUCAGGAGCUGACUCCAGCUCCCAUUGGGCAUUUUCAACAUGGCUCACAUGCUCCUUGCGUUUGUUUUCACUUUGUAUUUGUGUGUUAUGGCGGUUGUCCCAUUCAAUAAACAGCUGCGAU